AUUACUUCAGCCAGUACAAGCUUGAUACAGGCUGUUAGCAUGCUGCACUCAGCUGAUCCUGUGGCUGACGUCUCUAAAGGGCCACCAGUCACACACUCAAACCCAGCUUUAAGGUACAUUGUCCCGCCCCAUCCUACUACCAACGGCUGGGGCACUCAUGAUUGGUCGAUACAAACUGUGAUUGGCAGGAACAAGCUGUUAUAUGAUUGGUUGAUGCAACAAGUGACGUCCAGCGACUCCGCCUGCCAAUGUUAUGCGCUACAGCGGGACGGAAAAGAGAAGUCCUCUGGCGCCCUCUGGCGGACGAUUACAAACCCUGCAGUUUGUGGCCAUCGGUGUUUCUGCAGUCGGCACAGCGCCUGGCUGCAUUACAGCCGGUAUUGUUUGUAGUACAUGGUGCUGGAGUGGUGGGAAUGGAAAAAAAUAAGAAAUUUAAAAUUAAUCUGGACGAUUCUGCGUUCAACAGAGAAAGAAGUCCGGUGGCCUCUCUUUUCAAGCCCUCUUCCAAAGGAGGCAAUGCAGAGACCUCGACUACCCACAGUGCACCUCAAGCUGGCGGCCAGCCGCUAUCCUAUGCCGAGUUCGUUGUUCAGAGCAAAAGUAGAGCUAAAGAGAGACCUGGGCCACAAACAGGAGAUCUUCCUCAGGAUGUGCUUAGAGCUGCAGGACAGAGAUCUGACGUCGCUCUCGAUUGUGGAUCAGUCACAAAACCUUCCACAGACGCUGGGAAAACUCAGACUAGCACAAAAGGGAGAAGGAGUCCAGAGCCAACUAUAGCAAGAUCAGAAACCUCUGCGGUUCCAGGAAGGCUGGAGGAGGAUCUGGGACAAGGGCAGAAAAUGGACGAAGAUCAAAGCACAGAGGAAUGCACUGUUACACCACAGGCGAUAGGGUCAGGGAACAGCAUUAUCGUCAGCCCAAGACAGAGAGGAAACCCUAUUUUAAAGUUUGUCCGGAGUGUGCCGUGGGAGUUUGGAGAGGUGGUGCCUGACUAUGUCUUGGGUCGAACAACAUGCGCACUCUUUCUCAGUGUGCGCUACCAUACCCUGAACCCAAACUACAUCCAUGAGCGGCUGAAGCAGCUGGGCCAAGCAUUCACACUCCGAGUGCUGCUUGUGCAGGUUGAUGUGAAAGAUCCUCAUCAUGCACUGAAUGAUCUUGCUCGAAUCUGCAUCAUGGCUGACUGUACACUUAUCCUGGCCUGGAGCCCUGAGGAAGCUGGCCGUUACUUGGAGACGUAUAAAUCUUACGAGAAAAAGCCUGCAGAUCUGCUUAAAGAGCAAGUAGAGAAAGAUUACCUGUCUAAGGUUACUGAUUGUCUGACCACAGUGAAGUCCAUCAACAAAACUGACGCUAUUACACUGCUGUCCACAUUCUCUUCUUUGGGGGGCAUCAUUAAUGCAUCAAAGGAGGAGCUGGUGCUGUGUCCAGGACUUGGGCCACAAAAGGCGAGAAGACUGUAUGAUGUGCUUCACCAGCCCUUUCUGAAGUCUAAAAAGAAAGAAAGCACAUGAGACGCGGACUCCAAAAAGAAUCAUGCAUUCCAAAAAAAGGAGCCUCCCAUCUUUAAAUGCACAUCACAAGCCCAUAAAACCCCAUAGGAUUCUGAUGCUUACAACUCUGACUGCUUGAGUGCAGAGGAUGGAGGGCUGUGAGAGAUCUAUAGAGAUCUCUCUCACAUCAGGCCUUCUCUCUGGAUCUAAAAAAAAAAAAAAAGGCUCUAAGGAGAGUUUGAGUGCUCUUAUGAGCCUAAUGAUCUGUUUUAAUUUCAAAAUUAUGCAUCUGGAAAAAUAUAUUUUUAUAUAAUUCUGUGCAUUGAUACAAUAAAGAUAUAUUUUUGUA
Molecule: messenger RNA, 1842 nt
Organism: Pangasianodon hypophthalmus (striped catfish)
Lineage: Eukaryota; Metazoa; Chordata; Actinopteri; Siluriformes; Pangasiidae
Gene: ercc1
Product: excision repair cross-complementation group 1
Exons: 10
Coding region: 249-1514 (421 amino acids)
Biological process (GO): UV-damage excision repair; meiotic mismatch repair; mitotic recombination
Cellular component (GO): nucleus; ERCC4-ERCC1 complex; nucleotide-excision repair factor 1 complex
Molecular function (GO): single-stranded DNA binding; damaged DNA binding
Source: RefSeq, a predicted model, not a curated record